Messenger RNA from Cucurbita moschata (crookneck pumpkin), 1438 nucleotides. Its product is annotated as glycerate dehydrogenase. NCBI's taxonomy places the organism in Eukaryota, Viridiplantae, Streptophyta, Magnoliopsida, Cucurbitales, Cucurbitaceae. Gene Ontology annotation, molecular function: glyoxylate reductase (NADPH) activity; hydroxypyruvate reductase (NADH) activity; NAD binding. The record is from RefSeq and is a predicted model, not a curated record. The transcript has 13 exons. Gene Ontology annotation, cellular component: cytosol. The coding region runs from base 70 to 1215 and encodes 381 amino acids.
GGAAGGCUUCAGCAAUUGCACAGUUUUAGCGGUGGAGAAGAGCUCUGAAGCUUUGAAGGUUUGGCUCCAAUGGCGAAGCCGGUUCAAAUUGAAGUGUGGAAUCCUAAUGGAAAGUACAGAGUUGUAAGCACCAAGCCUAUGCCUGGAACUCGCUGGAUCAAUCUCUUGAUCGAACAAGAUUGCCGAGUUGAAAUUUGUACCGAGAAGAAGACGAUACUCUCGGUGGAGGAUAUUGUUGCUCUCAUCGGCGAAAAGUGCGACGGCGUUAUUGGACAGUUGACUGAAGAUUGGGGAGAGGUGCUGUUUUCUGCAUUAAGCAGAGCCGGAGGCAAAGCUUUUAGUAAUAUGGCUGUUGGUUACAAUAAUGUAGAUGUUAACGCUGCUAAUAAGUAUGGUAUUGCUGUAGGAAACACUCCUGGAGUACUUACAGAAACUACAGCAGAGUUGGCAGCUUCACUUUCUCUUGCAGCUGCAAGAAGGAUCGUUGAAGCUGACGAGUUCAUGAGGGCAGGCCGCUAUGAUGGAUGGCUUCCGAAUUUGUUUGUUGGAAACUUGCUGAAAGGCCAGACUGUUGGUGUGAUUGGAGCUGGUCGUAUUGGAUCUGCUUAUGCAAGAAUGAUGGUAGAAGGGUUUAAGAUGAACCUGAUCUACUUUGAUCUUUAUCAGUCAACCAGACUCGAAAAGUUCGUUACAGCCUAUGGCGAGUUCCUAAAAGCCAACGGUGAGGUUCCUGUGACAUGGAGAAGAGCAUCAUCCAUGGAUGAGGUGCUUCGAGAGGCUGAUGUGAUAAGUCUUCAUCCAGUACUGGAUAAAACCACCUUCCAUCUGGUGAACAAAGAAAGUCUUAAAGCCAUGAAGAAGGAUGCAAUCCUCAUUAACUGUAGUAGGGGACCCGUGAUCGAUGAAGCAGCCCUUGUUGAGCAUUUAAAAGAGAAUCCGAUGUUUCGAGUUGGCCUCGAUGUCUUCGAGGAUGAACCAUACAUGAAACCUGGGCUUGCUGAUAUGAAGAAUGCGAUCAUUGUACCUCACAUUGCUUCCGCUUCCAAGUGGACUCGUGAAGGGAUGGCGACACUGGCUGCUCUUAAUGUUCUGGGAAAAAUUAAACAAUAUCCCGUUUGGGCCGAUCCGAACCGAGUAGAACCAUUCCUUGAUGAGAACACUCCACCUCCAGCUGCGUCUCCGAGCAUUGUGAAUGCAAAAGCCUUGGGUAUAUAACUGAAAAAGCAUUGCCUGUGUCAAAGCUGUGAAUCGAUGACGCUUGCUUACAUUACACAGACUUUGAGGUAAAUGAAAACUCUAUUUACGAGUGAAUUUGAUGAGUGUCGAACUCUGGACAAUUGAUUAUAAUGUGCGUAUCUAUCUCUUUGGUUGAAAAUGCAAGUCCAUCACCUAGUUAGUUCUACAACAUCAAAUAUAUUAGUUUGAAUUAUAUAUUUAA